AUGGCGGCGGCAGAGGGCAGCAAGGAGGAGACGGGGAGGAGGAAGGCAGAGCGGGUGGCGCUGCCGGCGGGCAUGCUACUGGUGCAGGUGUUGACGGUGGUGACGAUGCUGUUGUCCAAGGCGGCGCUCAACGGCGGAAUGCAACCCCUGGUCCACCUCGUCUACCGCAACCUCGUCGCUGCCGCCGCCGUUGCCCCCCUUGCCGUCGUCUUUGAGAGGUUGACUGACGGACAGCAUGAACGCAUAGGUAUACACAUGCCCGUACUUAUAGCCGCCAGGGAAAUACUGAAGAAAGUGAACAUGGUUGUUUUGGGCUGGAUCUUCAUCAACGCUACUUUCGGAGUUUUGCUGGCGACGGGGUUGUACUACUGCGCCCUACGGGCCACCAGCGCCGCCUAUACCGUCAACUUCUUCAACCUCAUCCCCGUUGUCACCUUCCUCAUUGCAGUGGCGCUCCAGGCCGAGCGCAUCUCCCUCGCCACCUGGCCCGGCAGGAUGAAGCUGCUCGGCGCGGUAGUGGGCGUUGCCGGCACCAUGGUCGUCAGCCUCUGCAAGGGCCCUCUUCUCCCAAUUUCGCACCUCCGGCCGUCCUAUGCCCACGCCCACGCCAGCCCGCCGGCACCGGCGUCGGUGAUCCAUGGCGGCCACGACAUGGCCGUCGGCACGCUCUUCAUGUGUGGGAGCUGCGUGAGCUACGCGCUCUGGUUCGUGGUGCAGGCCAGGGUUGCCAAGGUGUUCCCGUCGCGAUACUGGUCCACCGCGCUCACGUGCGCUGCGGGCAGCCUGCAGUCUGCCGCGGCCGCCGGGGUGGCGGCCGUCCUAGCACCCCGCGAGGGCUGGGCGGCAGAGUGGAGGCUGAGGUGGGACCUGCGCCUGGCCACGGUGGUGUACUCCGGGGUCUUCAACACGGGCGUCACGUUCGUGCUCGUGUCGUGGGCGGUGGCGCGCCGCGGGCCCGUGUACCCGCCCAUGUUCAACUCCCUGUCGCUCGUUGCCACGACUGUGGUUGACGCGGCAUGCUCGGCACCGACAUCUACCUCGGCGGUGUUCUCGGGGCGGGCCUCGUCGUCAUGGGGCUCUACGCGUUCCUCUGGGGCAAGGGUAAGGAGCUCGCUGCCGCCAAGGCGGACAACGGCGAGCAGAAGCUGCAGCGUGUACACGCCGAUGAUGGCAUUGCCUAGCGGUUUGGCCUAG
Messenger RNA from Triticum dicoccoides, 1194 nucleotides. RefSeq names its product WAT1-related protein At5g64700-like. The coding region runs from base 1 to 1194 and encodes 397 amino acids. NCBI's taxonomy places the organism in Eukaryota, Viridiplantae, Streptophyta, Magnoliopsida, Poales, Poaceae. Gene Ontology annotation, cellular component: membrane. Gene Ontology annotation, molecular function: transmembrane transporter activity. The transcript has 4 exons. The record is from RefSeq and is a predicted model, not a curated record.